Hordeum vulgare subsp. vulgare (domesticated barley) is the source of this 2208-nucleotide messenger RNA. RefSeq lists its product as uncharacterized. The record is from RefSeq and is a predicted model, not a curated record. Gene Ontology annotation, molecular function: protein binding. NCBI's taxonomy places the organism in Eukaryota, Viridiplantae, Streptophyta, Magnoliopsida, Poales, Poaceae. Bases 753 to 1508 code for a protein of 251 amino acids. The transcript has 4 exons.
CCACUAUUCUUCGGAUCUACAAUGGUCAUCAUAUUUCUUUAACUGCAGGCAAUAGAUGGGUUUUUGUUAAGAAUAAUGAUUAUAAUAACAAGAUAAAUUCGAGUCCAUGGGGAUUUUAUGACUUAUAGGUGGCAUUGGUGGAUAAUUUUAGUCAACUUUAAGGGCAAUUUGGAUGACGUACGAAAGAAGCACUAUUUGCUUUAUUAGUAGGUAAAGAUAAAACCACAUAAAGACAAACGAUACAUGGUACAGAAAGAGUUCUCAUAAGUUCAUCAAACAUAAAGACACAAUAUAAUCAGUGGAGAAUGCUAAAAACGCAAAAACAUACACAACUAAACUCCUCAAGCGUGUCACAGAGAAGAAGAGCAUGACGGUAAAUACCGUCACCAUGGUGUUUGCCCAAGUGGACAAAGGUGUUCACCCUGAUUGUCGGAGGAUAUUAACAAGAAAGAACAUAUCUAUACUACUAAUAAACAACCCAACAUAUUCAUCUCUAGAGCCACCCAACCAAAGGUACACAGAACAACAUAAAUAAAUUACAACCAGACGAUUACAUAACUUAAUUUAAUCUAAUCGUUGAAAUUAAACAAACCCACCUUCGAAGUGCGUUUAGCGUUUUUUCUGGCGCACGAAAACUCUGUCGUCCCCCGUUUAGCACAAAUCCCACAUCCUCGCAAGGAAACAUCCCACAUCCACAUCCUCUCAAGGUGCCGCCUGCCCCUGCCCGCACCCCUUGCCCCUUUGGUGCCUGCAUGCCGCCGCCAGGGACGUGGCCGGCCUCGCCUCGCACCGCCGUCAAUGGGAACUUGGACUGCCUCUCCUUGCAUCGUUGUCUGCCCCUCGCGGCCUCGCCCCUUCCCCUCCUCCCACAUCCGCGCACUCGAUCCCCUCGCACCAUGGAGUCCUCGACCGCCGCUGCGCACGCCGAGGCCACCUCCCACACCAACUUCGCCGAGUCCACCGAGGUCGUCCUCAACCUUGUCUGCGUCGACUGCGGCAAGCCAUGCCGCUCCCAGACCGAGGUGGACCUGCACAAGAAGCGCACGGGCCACGCCGAGUUCACGGACAAGACCAUGGAGGCGGCCAAGCCCAUCGAUCUCGAGGCGCCGCCGAAGCUGGCCGCGGAGGCCAAGGAUGUGGACGCGUCGGGGAUUGCGGAGCCGCAACAGUUGGUGGAGGUGAACAAGGAGAUGCUUGGGGAACUCAAAUCGAUGGGCUUUUCGGUUGCGCGUGCCACUAGGGCACUUCACUUCUCCGGUGGCGCGGUGGAGGAGGAGUACGAGGAUAUGCUGCGGCGGCUCUCCUCUCUCAUCACGCAGAAGGUGCAUCCGCACACCGGCAACGAGGGGCAACCAGUGGGAAAACAUGGACGCUACCUCCAGGCCCAUCCCUUCCUCCUUGUGCACCACCUGAAUCGCGAUUGGGGAAUGUGUUGUCUGAUGCGGGUGAAUGAAGGUCAUCCAUGUAUGCGGGACCAUAUACAAGGUGAAUCACUAGAUAACAAAUAACUCGCUCUUACAAUACCAGAUGUCGUGACCCCUUUCAUUUCUACUAUGUUGUGAUAAGGGAAAGAUUUUCAGUAAUGUGGCACUCUAAUUUGGUGUUGGCAUCUAAGCAACUAUGUGAAACAAUGGAGUUUUACCAAAUCAAUAGUUUAGUGCUAUUUGGCAUUGACACGCAGUGUAACCAGUUACAGAGUUUUGACGCCUCUGCUUUUACUGAUUUACCACUUUUCCACUGUGAGUUGGUGCCAAGGAUUUGAGAAGGUGAACUAAUACCAAUAACCAUGCCGCCGACCGUCGAACACCAUACGACGGAUCAACCGGCCGUCGAGUACAUGUACUCACCACGGCGCCUCCUCUCAUCGUUGUCGUCACCCGACUCUCGGUGAGUGAAGGAGCCGACGUGGCGGCCACUAGGCAGCCGCCGAUCAACAGGACCAAACUGCAGCACUUCAUAUUCGUCAGUACAAAGGGCACUACGGUGGGAAGGUAGAUCCUGUUAUUGUCGACGCAUUCCGGAAGAGAUGGUCCUGAUGGUCGAGAUAUUCGAGUCUUCCAUGUUAACUGUGCUUGGUUAUUACAUAACCUCCACCAUUUUGUUAAUCAUGCAUCGUUCAAACAUUUAGAUUUUGGUUAAGCAUUUUUCUCUACGUAAAUCAUGCAGAAUAAAUAUAUCAAUUUUCUUAUCUGGACCUUUAAUGGCCUU